Messenger RNA from Loxodonta africana (African savanna elephant), 5159 nucleotides. It is a transcript of the gene PRR5L, whose product is annotated as proline rich 5 like. NCBI's taxonomy places the organism in Eukaryota, Metazoa, Chordata, Mammalia, Proboscidea, Elephantidae. The transcript is spliced from 9 exons. Gene Ontology annotation, biological process: TORC2 signaling. Bases 1089 to 2195 code for a protein of 368 amino acids. The record is from RefSeq and is a predicted model, not a curated record. Gene Ontology annotation, cellular component: TORC2 complex.
AGGGUAGAAUGGCCCCAUAGGGUUUCCUAGGCUAUAUCUCAUGGAGCUGCUAGAUAGGCUUAAACCAUCAACCUUUCGAUUAGCAGCGAAGCGCUUAACCGUUGCACCACUAGGGCUCUUCUGUAAAGAUUACAGCCAAGAAAACCCUAUAGGAAAGUUCUACUCUGUAACACAUGGGGUUGCCAUGAGUUGGAAUUAACUCGAUGGAAACUUUUCUUUUUAAUUCCAAGUUCACUGCCAUUACUGUUGCUUGCACACACACACACGUACACCCCAUACUAUAUGAUGGAAUGCCUUGGUGCCCAUUUUGGCUGCCUUGCUCCUCUUCCGACCAGAGCAGCAUGUUUAAUUUGGAGAUGGUACACUGGGGCCUCUUUGUUCAAACACUGCAGCUGUGGCUUCAAAACCUUCUCCAUCUUUGAGCUGGAAGGUUGACGUUGUUGGCUGGAAUAUCUCUUUCUAUUUCAGUGUCGGUUUGGGGAAUGUAACAGAGUUAGCUGGUAAGAGAGGUGGCAGUGAGAAUACUUUGGGGCUAAACCUUAAACCCUCAAGAAAAACGUGACUAUAAUGCUGACCAGCUCCAAAACUCAUUUUAAGUCAGUGAUUUAGACUUAAGCUUAUUAAAGAAUAAGAAAACAAAUUGUAGGUCCAAAGGCAAAGAGGAAAAAAAGAGAUCAAUCUGGAUGAAAAGAGCCAAUGCUUGAGGGCCAUGGGUCUGCCAUUCUGCUGGGCAUGUCGUAUCUCUCAUUUCAUCUCUUACCAGUCUGGUGAAGUUCAUAUUGGUAACAGCUGAGGACUCUUAGGUUAAGUAAUUUGCCCAAAGUCACACAACUUGUGAGUGGCCAAGUUAAGACUGGAACCCAGGUUCACUGCAAAGCCGUUGUCUUUAACCACUCAGCCGUAAAGCCUCCUAGGAAACGCUACAAGGGGACAGCACUCUUGAACCCAACCCUGCAGGGUGUUGGCUACAUUUGUGGUUUUAAAAAAGCCUGGGGGCCAGAAGGCAGCCCUGGGAGCAGAAGCAGCCCUUUCUGCGGGCAGUUGGAACCUUCUGGUCGAAAGGAGAAGCUGUCCCUGCACCUGGACUUAUGACCCGCGGCUUCCCUCCCAGCCGGCCCACUGAGUUCCCCAAGAUGGGCUCCUUCCGCAGGCCGAGACCACGCUUCAUGAGCUCCCCGGUGCUCAGCGAUCUGCCCCGAUUCCAAGCAACCCGACAGGCUCUGCAGCUGGGCUCCAACUCGGCCUGGAACAGCGUCCAGACGGCUGUGAUCAACGUCUUCAAAGGGGGCGGCUUGCAAAGCAACGAGCUCUAUGCACUGAAUGAAAAUAUCAGGCGGCUGCUGAAGAGUGAACUUGGAUCGUUCAUCACAGACUAUUUCCAGAACCAGCUUCUUGCAAAAGGACUGUUCUUUGUGGAGGAGAAGAUUAAACUGUGUGAAGGUGAAAAUCGCAUUGAGGUUCUGGCUGAAGUCUGGGACCACUUCUUCACUGAGACCCUCCCCACUCUGCAGGCAAUAUUUUAUCCAGUUCAGGGCCAGGAGCUGACCAUCCGCCAGAUCUCCCUGCUGGGCUUCCGAGACCUGGUCCUGCUGAAGGCGAAGCUGGGUGACUUGCUGCCAUUGGCUCAGUCCAAGCUGCCCUCAUCCAUUGUCCAGAUGCUGCUUAUCCUGCAGAGUGUUCAUGAGCCCACAGGCCCAAGUGAGAGUUAUUUGCAGCUGGAGGAGCUGGUGAAGCAAGUGGUUUCUCCCUUCCUUGGCCUCAGCGAGGACCGUGGCUUCUCAGGCCCCACGUAUGCGCUGGCCAGACGGCACUCCAGGGUCCGGCCCAAGGUGACUCUUCUGAACUGUGCCUCCCCGAUGACCACAGUCAGCCGGCCACUGAAUGAGAUGGCGCUAACCCCACUGACAGAGCAAGAGGGGGAGGCCUACCUAGAGAAGUGUGGCAGCGUCCGGCGGCACACGGUGGCCAAUGCCCACUCAGACAUCCAGCUGCUGGCCAUGGCCACCAUGAUGCACUCAGGCUUAGGGGAGGAGGCUGGCAGUGAGGACAAGUGCCUGCUCCUGCCACCCAGCUUCUCCCCACCCCACCGCCAGUGCUCCAGUGAGCCCAACAUCACCGACAGCCCUGACGAACUGGAGGAAGUAGUGAGGGCCAGCCAGGAGGACGAGGAGCUGAACUUUGCUUCCCUCAGCUGAACCCCACCCCCUACAAGGGCAUCCCAGUUCCUGCUUAGCAACCAGAAUGAGGAUGGCUCCAUCCCCAUGGACCACCAAGGGGCUCUGUUUUCGGACAUUGCUGUCCUAUUUCUUUUAGGGAACAGGCCUGGUCUGGAUCAGCCCUGGGGGAAAUUCCUGUUGUAAACCUUUUUGUUUGUGGUGGUGACCAUCACUUUGAACUCACACAGGCCCAACUGCCACAGAAGACCCAGUUGCCUAAUGUUCACCUUCUGACUUCAAGCCUUACCUGCCUGGCUCAGAGCCUCAUCUCGGGGGAUUUUUCCCUCAGAUAUGGGACAGUCUGAUGAUCCCAGCAACAGGAGGCUUUGUGGAUCACCCGUAAAACCAUCAGGAAUGUGCCUUUGGAUUCCUUGUGAUGCAAAGGCUUACGUGUAAAAAGAGGUGGUAGAGUGGUAACUCCUUUUCCCUGUUUUGUGUUAUGUGAAAGUAGACUGCAGCCCUUACGAAGCAGGACUCUGGGACGUGCCUUCCUAGUUUUAGUUUCAGAAGUACAGGGAAAGAGUUGCCUGUGGAAGGUGAGGGUCCCUCCUACAAGUUGCCUACGCAAAGGCCUUUGGUUUUUGGCCCAGGAGGCACUGAGGCUGGAGAAGCUCUGUCUUACAUUAAGCCUCAGCACUUCCCACUCAGGCUUCCUUCCAAACUCAAGGAAUGAACCUUGGGUCGGGUAGCUGGUGCCUUAAUUCUGUCUUAUUUCAGAAACUGAGUUUUCCUGUUGUGGGUGUAAGAGGCUGGUGGAUGCAACCACCUAGUCUGUUCCUGGAUUUGACUUGAAUUUUUAAAAAGUGUAUAGUUAAAAAAAAAAAAAUUGUUUGCAAUAUUUGCACGUAGAACCUUGCACUGUUCAUUUCCAAUGGGGUAUGUACUCAGACUCACAAACCAGCACACUUCUGGGAAAGCGGACUGGAGGUGUGGUUAAGGGUAAAGUGGACUGUGGAGGGCAGGCCAGUAGGCUGCAGAGCUCUGGAAGCAGCUUCUCUCAAACCCAGAAUGGCCUGUGAUUUCGUGAGUAUCAUGGUUUAUAUAGGAAAAGCUGUAUUGGGGGAAGGAGACUCAGCUUGCCUCCUGAGCAAACGGUUGUACCCAAUGGAGAGUCUCAGUUCUUUACCAGUGGGGUGUGAUGGGGGAUAUGUGGGCAGAGCCUUUUGGAGGGAUAUCCAUUCCCCGUGAUUAAAGAAGUGCCCAGAAAUACCUGGGAUUUCUAAAAUGUGGGGCCUCAAAAUGUUAUUUUGGGCACCAGGCUUUGGUACUGUGCUGUGUCCUUCACUGUUCCCUUCAGGUCUGAGGGCUUUUUAUCCAACUGGAAUCCCUGUUCUCCUUUUUCCAUUGGUUUAUUAGCCCCACUGAGAGUGGCUCCAGAAAGAGAGGGCCCCCCUUGACCCUUCUGGCACCUUCUGGGAAUCCUGUUAGUCUUUGGAUGGGAGCCAGCUUGGCUUCCAGUAUGGUAGGAGGAGGCGGGGAGAGGGUGAGGAUCAGUUUAAGCUGCCAGCAGGGUAAGAGGAAACCUUCUAAGCCCAUCGAAGUCUGAAAUAUGACCAUCGUUGUGCUUUGGAUGGCUGGAAAUUUGGAAAUUGUGUUUUAAGAGUUGUUUAAUUUUCAUCCAGCUAAGAGAGUGAAGGAAAAGAAAUGUUCAAAGGAAAUCUGAGAAUUACAAACAAAAAAAUAAUCUCUGUGUAUGUGUUGGAUAAAGUCCAAAAGUUGACUAAUACACAUUAGCAAAUGGAACAUCAGUAGGUAACAACACCAUGAUUUCUUUAACUGAUGGCUUCUGUCUUUAUUAGUAUACUUAGCACUUGAGACUAGUAUUUAUUGAUUGAGGCAAAGUAAUUCAUCAUCUUGGGUUUGCUUUUUUAGUUUACAAGGUUAAUGACAUAUUUUUUUUAAAUGCCUUUUCCAUAUCCCAAGUGCUUCUGAUGAGGGCAGCAGUUAUCAGUUAAAUAUAUAAGCUAUUAAGUUGAGAGUGGGAGUAUCAGUACAGACCCAGAGUACUUAACUGCUGAUGACUGUUAGUUUACAGCUUUACAUUAGUGUACAAAAGUAAAUACUUUGUACACAAAGUAAAUAUUUUUACUUUUUUGUGCAGUAAAUACUUCAGACUGUACAUAUAAAAAUUUUGUUGAUGUUUAUGGGCAUUUCAAUCAUCAGAGCUACUACAAGAGUGAUAGCCUUAGUGUUUUUAAUCACCUUUUCUCCCCUUUAUGACACAAAGAUUUCUUUCCAUUAUUUAUGCUAGAGUUUCCUGUGGCUGAGCUUUAAUGACAGGAAGCAAUCACGACUCUAAAGUCUGAAUGAGCUCACAGGCCACGAACGGUCUCAUAUUGUCUGCCUCCAAAACAGGAUUCAAUAAACAUCAUUUUGUACAUGUCACCCUGCUUUCUUGAUAGGUACCUCAGGCGUGUCUUGAUGGAAUUCAUGAGUGCAGCAAAUUAAAAUCUUUACGCGUCCUGUCCUCUAACUCUGGGCCUGCUUUUCCUGCCUCCACUCCAGAACUAGGAAGCAGCCUUAGCACAGCCAGUCUCCCCUGCGAUUUUUUUGCCAUCUUGGACUGGAUUGACAAAAUGUCAUUUCCUGGGGAAACAGCCUGUGUGUGGUGCUUAGAAAAUACUGAAUAAAAGCCUCUAAGAAGCCAAGGCCUCUUCAAAAACCAAAUUGGUCUCUCUUCCUGGAGUGAUUGACCCAGAGGGAACACUUCUAGUGUUUACUGAUAGACUAUCUCUUCAUACAUUUCUUUACAGCUUUGUUUGGCAGAGGAAAUUUAUAAUAUUUUACUCUGCAUAAAUUCUUCUAGACGCAUGUUAAUGGAUUGAAUUGUGUACCCUCACAAAGAUAUGUUUCAGUCCUAACCCCCAAGACCUAUCAAUGUGAAAUAGGAUCUUUGAGGAUGCUCUCAGUUAACAUGAGGUCACACUGGGGUGGGGAUGGGCA